Molecule: messenger RNA, 3024 nt
Organism: Odocoileus virginianus texanus
Lineage: Eukaryota; Metazoa; Chordata; Mammalia; Artiodactyla; Cervidae
Source: RefSeq, a predicted model, not a curated record
UGACAGCAUUCUAGGAAGGAUAAGACAUAUGUGAAACGUCUUAACACAUUUCUAAAGCCUUUUUUUCACACUAUUCAGGCCACAAGAAAAACACACUUCAACCAACGACUUGUGCACAUAUAGUUUAAUAGUGAGGCUUAGGUGAAGUCAUCUUAAAUGGCAGGUAUUAAAAUAUGUUUGAAGAGACAACCCAACAACUGCACAGGUCACAACAAAACUUGAAUUUCUAGGCUAUGUCACUGUGUUUUCAGGCCUGCAAAUCUCCUUAAGCUGUCCCAAAGCUAUUUUAUUAACUAGGCAGGUAUAUUUAAGCUUUAAAGUUUUUAAAUGUUGAUCUUUUUUCAAAGGCACAUGGAGGUUUUCUUAAUAUUGAAGAUAUAACAUUUACUACAUAUUCCUUGACCAGACCUUUUAUGGCAAAUGACCUUUACACAGAUUAUAAGAUUCUCCACAUGCCUUUACAUGGCAAUAUAUUUGCCAGCUCUUGCUCAUACGUGAAUGCCGUGGAUAACUGCUUUGCACACUGGGCUAGGAUCCAGGGCAUAGUGGCUGAGGCCCUCACGGGCUUACAGACCUAACUGGACAGUUUGUCAAACAGCAGGAAAUGCGACCAGGCUUCUCUACCUCUUCCAUGUCAAUGGAGUUCACAGUGCUAACAGCCAGCGAUUGUUCAGUUCAGUCACAAUGUUUUAAAUCAGAAUUUCAUAUUCUUAGGCCAGAAGGUACCAAAGAAAGCCAUCCUUGUUGCUGGAAUUUUUAAAACACUGAAGUUGCCAUUAUAAAAAAAGAAAUUGGUUAAAAGGCAAAAUUCAUCCUUUGCAUACUUAUUUGACAAACGGUAACAAGCAUUCAAAUAUUUAGAGUUAAUUCACUGGUGACAGCUUUCACAAGAUUUAUCACACUGGCUUCAGCUCUUGAAAACCAGCUUCCCAAGUUGGAGACCACGUCCACCUUAGCUGGGUUUUCACACCUCUGUGCUAGCACCUGCUAUCGGACCACCACUCAGCACCAAGAGAAAUAGCCCCUCGCUGAGUUUUAAGUUGUUGUGGCACUCUGCAGGAGACAAUGGCCUUGACUUCUUGGUUGGAGAGUUAAAAAAAAAAAAACCAACCAUUUAACAUUUUAAAAUUGGGAAACAAGUCCAGACAAGGUUACAAAGUUUAUCUAAAGGCACAAAGAAUAAAGUUGGCAGGUAGUUGAUAAAACCAGGCAUAUACAAAUACAGCUUAAAACAAUUAAAAUGUAUAAAUAUUUGUGUAUUGUUUUUCCUCCAGUCUGGUUGUUGCUGAAAAUACCUGCUAGUUCCACUUGGUAAUGUGACUUCCAAAUGAGGACUGCUGGAACCCUGGACACUUAAGACAUCAAGAGAGUCAUCAUAAUCGUCAAAAAGUUCCGGUGGUAAGGCAUCCUUCCCAAAUAUUAGAGGAGGAAAGAAGUCACUUCCCCUGCUGUCAGCAUCUUCCAACAGAUUUAGCAAGAAUAUUUUGAGCACUACAGAAAAGACAAUCCGUCCAACUCUAAAUGAUGAUCAGCCAUGUGACUUUUUCAAGAAAGGGAAUAGGGUGAAUGAAUCUUAUCAGAAAAGCAGCAAUAUGAAUGCAGGCCCAUCUCGGAAUAAAGUACAACAUCCCAAGAAUUCCAGAAAAAGACAGAGUAAACCCCAAGUCCCCCACAUUUCUUCCCAGCUGAAAAGCAGUCUCAGAGGAUGUGUCCCCCAGCCAGCUGACGAUAAGCUGAAGGAAAGCAUUUCCCCAGAAGGAAACCUCAAAAAGAGUCCCCUCAGCCCCAGGUAUCGGGGGCCCUCAGGGAACAAGCUGUUUCUGGACUUUCAGUCCAUGAAAAUCAUCAAAGGAGAUGCCGAAGAGGAGGACAGUGCCAGCGACCUCUCUGAUUCAGAAAGGAUUGCCAUCUCCCCAUCCCCCCUCACACCUCCUGAUCUUCACCUUCGAGCAGAAGAGAUUGACCCGGUUUACUUUGAUCUGCACCCGGGUCAGGGCCCCACCCGGCCUGAAUACUGUUACCCCGACUUCCUCCCGCCCCCGUGCAACUCCUGGGACCUGCGGGACAUGGCCAUGCUCCUGCACUCCGAGCGCAGGACAGAGACUGUGCCCAAAGCUGGGGGGCUCCUGGGCAAGUACGUCGACAGGCUCGUCCAGCUCGAGUGGCUGCAGAUCCAGACCGUCCAGUGCGAGAAAGGCAAGGUGGCCAAAGGGAGGCCUCCCACUGCCCCUGGGACCUCGGGGGCCCUGAAGAGCCCUGGGAGAAGCAAGCUGAUGCCUAGCGCUCUGUCUAGGCCUCAGCAGGAAGGGCCUCCGAAGUCAGGCCCUUCACGAAAGAAAGACACGCUCUGCGAGGAAGUCCAUCCAUUCUGUUACACUGGUGAGGCUUCCCCCAGGCCCCUUGAUGUGCUGAGCAGUAGCCGAUUAUGUUCUCAGAAGCACACCCUGGAGGUGCAGACAGAGAAGAAGAAAAAGAAAUUUAACAACAACUCCAGGCUGCAGCCCUGGGACUUAUCUUGCGGGGACGGUGGCCCCAAGAUCGAGAGCAAUGGGAACCUCCGUGCAUCCCAGCCACCAGCCGUGAUCCUGGAUCCCUCAGACGGCUGCAGGGCUGCCCGAGCACCAGCACACACAGGUCUUAAGAAGAAGGGAAAUGUGAGUAACUGUGCUCAUGCCACAAUAUCCAGCGAGAAAAAGCUCAAAGCUAAUGGAGGAAAGCAAAACACGUACAAAUUCAAGAAAUAACUGAGAUGAUGAGUUGCAAGGACCUGCAGAUGACUCAGUAUUAAAGCUCUUCCAAAAGUUCCCCUCCAGUGAAUUGUAAGAGACUUUGGGUUUACUGAGCUUGAAGGGGUGGACAGUUCUUUAGUCCACCCACCCUCACCUCCACCCCGGCCACACAGGGUUGUUUUCAAAGAAAGAAAUCUUUAGGUAAUCAUACUUUGUGUUGACAGUCUUAGGCAAACUUGAGGUAAACAUCAGCCAAAGUCUGUGCCACAGAAAGAAAUAAAACCACUGCUCUCUA